AUGGCUACCCGGCUGGGGCGUAAGCGGAGCCUGAUGGCGGCCGCCGUCCUUUUUAUCGUUUCGGCCGUCGGGUCGGCCUAUCCCGAAAUGGGAUUCGGCGACGGCGAUCCGCACGAGUUCCUGCCCCAUUUCAUCGUCUACCGGAUCAUCGGCGGUAUCGGGGUGGGGCUGGCUUCGAUGCUGUCGCCGAUGUACAUUGCCGAAAUGGCGCCGGCGGCCGGCGGGGCAGCCUGGUUUCGUGGAACCAUGGCUUACGACGACGGUUGGCGGUUGAUGUUCCUGUCCGAGGUGAUUCCGGCUUCCUGCCUGCUGCUGCUGAUUUUCUGCGUUCCCGAGAGUCCGCGGUGGUUGGUGAUGAAAGGACAGGAUCGAAGAGCCGCGGCGAUCCUGCGCCGCGUGGAUCCCGCGACGGAUACGGAUGCCGAGGUGCGGGACAUUCGCAGGUCGCUCGCGGGUUCCGUCCGCUCGAAGCUGUUCAGUUACGGCGCCGCCGUGAUCGUGAUCGGCGUCCUGCUCUCCGUAUUCCAGCAGUUCGUGGGGAUCAACGUGGUGCUGUACUACGCUCCGGAGAUUUUCCGCAGUAUGGGCAUGGGUACCAACGCGGCCCUGGCCCAGACGAUUAUCGUAGGCGUGAUUAACCUGUCUUUUACGGUGUUGGCCAUAUUUACGGUCGAUCGUUUCGGUCGCAAACCGUUGAUGAUUAUCGGCAGUCUGGGUAUGGCCGUCAGUAUGGUCACGCUCGGACUCACCUUCUAUACGCAGCAUAUGGGAUGGCUUUCGCUGGCCGCCAUGCUGUGUUAUACGGCUUCGUUCGCCAUGUCGUGGGGGCCGGUCUGCUGGGUGCUGCUGUCCGAGAUUUUUCCCAACCGGAUCCGCGGUCAGGCCAUGGCGUUGGCCGUUGCCGCGCAGUGGGUCGCCAAUUACGUGGUGUCCUGGACUUUCCCGAUGAUGGACAAAUCGAGCUACCUGAUCGAGCAUUUCCACCACGGCGGGAAGCUCGCCGCCGCACAGGUGCGCGGGAUACAGAGCGAAGGCGUUUCGGCCUGCAUCAAGCACUUCGCGGCGAACGGCCGCGACCUGAAUCGCAAUUGGUACAUGAGCAACGUAGACGAGCGGACGCUGCGCGAAAUUUACCUGCGCGGUUUCGAAAUAGCGGUCGAAGAGGGCGACCCGUGGGGGUGCAUGACGGCGGCCAACGGACUGAACGGCGACCUGUGCAGCGACAGCAGGUGGCUGCUCAACGAUGUGCUGAAGGGCGAAUGGGGUUUCAAGGGACUGGUGCUUACCGAUUUCUGCCACUCCCGUUCUACCGAGAAAGCGGCUCUGGCCGGACUGGAUAUCGAUAUGCCGUGGGGCGAUUUCGAAACGAUCAAAUUCGGAAAACCGUGA
Messenger RNA from Mycena citricolor, 1389 nucleotides. The record is from the annotation of a GenBank genome assembly. NCBI's taxonomy places the organism in Eukaryota, Fungi, Basidiomycota, Agaricomycetes, Agaricales, Mycenaceae.